AUGGAUGUUGAAGAAAUGGUAGCUAUAUUUUUACAUAUCAUAUCUCAUGAUGUGAAGAAUAGAAUUAUAAGACGUCAAUUUGCACGUUCAGGUGAAACAAUAAGUAGGCAAUUCAAUCUUGUAUUAGGUGCUUUGUUACGUCUCCAUGAUGUAUUGCUAAAAAAACCAGAGCCAAUUCUUGAUAAUUCAACAGAUGAAAGGUGGAAAUGGUUUAAGAAUUGUCUGGGAGCACUUGACGGUACAUACAUCAAGGUCAAUGUUUUAUCAUCAGAUAGACCUAGAUAUAGGACCAGAAAGAACGAAAUUGCCACUAAUGUAUUAGGGGUGGUGUCACAAGAUAUGCAAUUUAUUUAUGUUCUGCCUGGAUGGGAGGGUUCAGCAGCUGACUCAAGAGUCUUGAGAGAUGCUAUAUCUAGGACAAACGGUCUUAAGGUUCCACAAGGAUAUUAUUAUUUAUGUGAUGCUGGAUAUCCCAACGGUGAAGGAUUUUUAACACCAUAUAGAGGUCAACGAUAUCAUUUAAACGAUUGGGAUAUCCCACCAAAUACUCCCCAAGAAUUUUUUAACAUGAAACACUCAUCUGCUAGGAAUAUAGUAGAGAGAGCAUUUGGAUUAUUGAAAGGACGAUGGACAAUUCUUAGAGGUCGAUCAUAUUAUCCUGUGAAGAUACAAUGUCGAAUUAUUUUAGCAUGUUGUCUUCUCCAUAACUUGAUUAUAAGAGAAAUGCCUUUGGAUCCUUUGGAACAUUCUCCUAUUGAGGAAAGUAACAUUGGUGAUGAUAGUGAUGAUAUAGGUGAUGAUUGUUAUCGGCAUAUUGAAACAUCAAGUGCGGAACUCGAUGAAAAAAUGGAUGCUAGUUCCCAGUCGAUAUCAAUUGGUGGGAAAAAGCAUCAAUGGACCACCGUUGAGGACUCUAAGUUGGUAGAGUGCUUAAUGGAUUUGACUAAUGGUGGAAGGUGGAAAGCAGAUAAUGGUACAUUCAAGCCUGGAUACUUACAACAGUUAGAGAAAAUGAUGGCUGAAAAGAUUCAUGGUUGUGGACUUAAAGCACAACCACAUAUUGAUUCACGUGUUAGGAUAUUGAAGAAACAAUACCAUGCAAUUUCUAAAAUGUUAGGACCUAAUGCUAGUGGAUUUGGGUGGAAUGAGGUAGACAAAUGUGUUGUGGCUGAAAAAUCUGUCUUUGAUGAAUGGGUGAAGGCAUAG
Molecule: messenger RNA, 1206 nt
Organism: Humulus lupulus (European hop)
Lineage: Eukaryota; Viridiplantae; Streptophyta; Magnoliopsida; Rosales; Cannabaceae
Product: protein ALP1-like
Exons: 4
Coding region: 1-1206 (401 amino acids)
Source: RefSeq, a predicted model, not a curated record